CUGGGGAAGGUAUAAAUGCCACCUCCCGCUGGCUGAGCUUCACAGCACUCGCAGGGGCUGGUGUCACUGGUCAUUCCUGCACGGGACAGUCCACCAUGGCCUCAGACCACCAGACCCAGGCGGGCAAGCCACAGUCCCUCAACCCCAAGAUCAUCAUCUUUGAGCAGGAAAACUUUCAAGGUCACUCGCAUGAGCUCAAUGGGCCCUGCCCCAACCUGAAGGAGACUGGCGUGGAGAAGGCAGGCUCUGUCCUAGUGCAGGCUGGACCGAUAAGGAUGACCAUGUGCUCUGGGGAUGAAGGGAAAGGGUCAUGUAGAAAGCCUGAUACAGAGUGGCUUAUGGAUGCUCUCCCCUCGCCUCUCUCUUGUUUCUCUUCCUGUUCCCCCGCUUCACCCUCCCCUCACCUCUGGUCCUGCAGGUGGGUUGGCUACCAGUACCCUGGCUACCGCGGACUGCAGUACCUGCUGGAGAAGGGAGACUACAAGGACAGCAGCGAUUUUGGGGCCCCUCACCCCCAGGUGCAGUCUGUGCGCCGCAUCCGCGACAUGCAGUGGCACCAACGUGGCGCCUUCCACCCCUCCAACUAGUGCCCUCCCCACCAUGCCUCCUUCCCAGGACCCAGACCUGCUGCCCAGGAACCCUCCAUACCAACCAGAGAGUGAAUAAAGUGUGACUUGCAACUUG
Molecule: messenger RNA, 684 nt
Organism: Mandrillus leucophaeus (drill)
Lineage: Eukaryota; Metazoa; Chordata; Mammalia; Primates; Cercopithecidae
Product: beta-crystallin B2-like
Exons: 5
Coding region: 96-587 (163 amino acids)
Biological process (GO): lens development in camera-type eye; visual perception
Molecular function (GO): structural constituent of eye lens
Source: RefSeq, a predicted model, not a curated record